Oppia nitens is the source of this 882-nucleotide messenger RNA. RefSeq names its product cysteine dioxygenase type 1-like. Lineage: Eukaryota; Metazoa; Arthropoda; Arachnida; Sarcoptiformes; Oppiidae. Gene Ontology annotation, molecular function: ferrous iron binding; cysteine dioxygenase activity. The transcript is spliced from 4 exons. The record is from RefSeq and is a predicted model, not a curated record. Gene Ontology annotation, biological process: L-cysteine catabolic process. Bases 1 to 789 code for a protein of 262 amino acids.
AUGGAUAUUAAUUGUGCUAUUGAUUGUAAUUAUAAUACAAUCACUACAACAACUACUAAUACACCUAUUUAUGCAAAUAAUAGUUGUUAUAAUAAUAAUAAUAAAUCAGAUAUUGUGUCAAAAGUGGAGACAUUUGAUGAUCUGGUGAAAGCCUUGCGUGAAGUCUUUACCGUCGAUACCGUUGAUGUCGAUUAUGUCCACAAUCUGUUGAUGUCAUAUAAGAGUAAUCCACAGGAGUGGCGAAAAUACGCGCAUUUUGACAAAAAUAGAUAUACCCGUAAUUUGGUGGAUAAGGGUAAUGGCAAAUACAAUCUGAUGCUAUUGUGUUGGUCUGAGGGACAGUCGUCCAGUAUUCACGACCACUCAGACUCACACUGUUUUAUGAAGAUGCUAUCGGGAAGUCUACAUGAGAUACGUUAUGAAUGGCCGGAAAAUACUACCAAUGAUAGCGACACUACUACUACUAGUAGUAAUAAUAAUACUAUUGUUAUGAAUAAUAAUAGCGGAGAUGAUAGCUAUGAGAUGAAAGUACUUGAAGAGAAUAUACUGAAAACCAAUGGUGUGGCCUAUAUUAACGAUUCAAUUGGUUUGCAUCGGGUAGAGAAUCGUUCGCACACUGGACCGGCCGUAUCGAUGCAUCUGUAUAUACCUCCCUAUUCCAAGUGCCAGACAUUUGAUGAGAGGACCGGUUCACGUAAUAUAUCGCGCGUUACGUUCUAUAGUAAAUACGGCGCCCGAACUCCCUAUAGAGUGACCAAUUGUUUAGUGGAUAAAACGGCAAAUCAAUAAAUAUCAACAAUUAAUCAAAAUAUUAAUUAUAAAAAACAAAUAAUAAUUUUUCAAAAGAGAAACUAAUUUUUUUCAAUUAUAACAAAUAAUAUU